AGCAGGUCUUGUGGGUGGCACUUGGGACAAUCUUGCUGAAGCACAGCAGCUCCCCUUUACGGGGACCCAGACCCCCAGAGGCUGAGCUGAGAAGGCUGCAGAGGAACUGGAGAAAAACCCAACAAAGCCAUGAUAUUUCCAUGGAAAUAUCACAGUUCUCCAAGUGGCUUGUGGAAGAUCUUCAAAUUGUGGAUCUGGGCAGUGCUCUGUAGUGAUUUCCUGGUACAUCAUGGCACCAAUGGUUGGACUUACCAUUAUUCUAAAAUGGCUAUGUCCUGGGAAAUGGCUAGGCGUUUCUGUCAAUCAAAUUAUACAGAUUUAGUUGCCAUCCAAAACAAAGGAGAGAUCGAGUACCUGCAGAAGACACUGCCAUACAACCGCUAUUACUACUGGAUAGGAAUCCGGAAGAUAGGAAUUACAUGGACUUGGGUGGGAACCAACAAGUCCCUCACUAAGGAAGCAGAGAAUUGGGGAACUGGGGAGCCUAACAACAAGAAGUCCAAGGAGGACUGCGUAGAGAUCUACAUCAAGAGGAGCAAAGACUCGGGGAAGUGGAAUGAUGAUGCCUGCCACAAACGGAAGGCAGCCCUGUGCUACACAGCUUCUUGCACGCCCAGCUCAUGCAGUGGCCGUGGAGAAUGUGUGGAAGUCAUCAAUAAUUACACUUGCAACUGUGAUGUGGGAUUCUAUGGGCCCCAGUGCCAGUUCGAGGCCCAAUGUGCAUCUUUGGAGACACCAGAGCUGGGAACCAUGGACUGUAUUCACCCUUUGGGAGAAUUCAAAUUUAGCUCACAUUGUGCCUUCAACUGCCCUAAUGGAACCAACCUAAUUGGGAUGGAAGAAACAACUUGUGGACCAUUUGGAAACUGGUCAUCUCUAGAACCAACCUGCCAAGCGAUUCAGUGUGAGCCUCUAACAGCACCUGACUUGGGAACCAUGAACUGUAAUCACCCCCUGGCCAACUUCAGCUUUACCUCUGUGUGUACCUUCAGUUGCUCAGAAGGAACUGAGCUAAGUGGAGAGAAGAAAACUACUUGUGGACCAUUUGGAAUGUGGUCCAAUCAUAGUCCAAUAUGCCAAAAAUCAGACCAAAGUUUCUCAAUGAUCAAGGAAGGCGACUAUAACCCCCUCUUCAUCCCAGUGGCAGUCAUGGUUACUGCAUUCUCCGGGCUGGCCUUUAUCAUCUGGCUGGCAAGACGACUAAGAAAAAGAAAGAGAUCUCAGAAAAGAGUGGAUGAUCCAUACUGAGGAACACUUUGUGAAAGAAAAUUCUGGAGAUCCUAAAGAAUCACUGGAAAAUGACUUCAAAUCCUUCCACAAAGAGUUUUGCAUAGUGGUGUCUCCUACAUCACAGAGAAAGUGUAUGCCCUUCAGCGGAUCUGGAAGAAUGUCUAAGAGAUCAGUCACCUCCUCCACUCCCAUUUUGCUCCUUAUCACUCCCAUCCCUGGCCCACAGUUGUUUAUAUAGCUCAAUCUUUUGUUAUAUUUUCUGUAGAAAAACAAGAUCUUGGGGAUAAAGGAGGAGAGCACUAUGAAAUAUAAAUAUGUCUGAUUUUG
Molecule: messenger RNA, 1557 nt
Organism: Octodon degus (degu)
Lineage: Eukaryota; Metazoa; Chordata; Mammalia; Rodentia; Octodontidae
Gene: Sell
Product: selectin L
Exons: 9
Coding region: 130-1248 (372 amino acids)
Biological process (GO): response to cytokine; leukocyte migration; heterophilic cell-cell adhesion
Cellular component (GO): external side of plasma membrane; membrane
Molecular function (GO): sialic acid binding; oligosaccharide binding
Source: RefSeq, a predicted model, not a curated record